AGUAGUUUGCUUAUUGCGGUGGAAAAAAGACAUGGAAUACAAACCGAAAAAGCAAUUUUUGAAGUUAAGAUUUGACACAUUACAGUAUGUGUAUAAAAAUAUCAAUUUUAAAGAUGAAAGCGAAAUGGAAGAUGCCAUUAAAUUAGUUAGACAGUGGUUGGAAGAGCAGCCACAUUUCAGAAGAAAAGACUUUACUCACAAUUUAUUGCGAGCCAACAUUAUUAUAUCGAAGGGAUCGAUAGAAGUUACUAAGCAGAGACUUGACAAGAUGUGUACUUUACGGACUCUUAUGCCUGAUCACUUUAAGUGUUUUGAUGCGAAGAAGGAUUUUGAAGAUGUAUUUAAAGUUAUAAGGCCGAUCGUCCUUCCACAGCUUUCGAAGGACCACUACCGAGUUUUUACAGUAAAAGUCUACGAUAGUUUGCAGGCGGCAGAGAUAACGCAAGCCAUGAAAUAUACUAUGUUGAUUGGUGAAUACAUGAAGCAAUGUGACUGUGUAGGAGAAUACAUUGGAAUUUUCGACUUAACUGAAGUUAAAAGCAUAGUGGAAUUGAUAAAAAAUUUGAACCUCAUGGAUUUACGAAAAACAUUAACAGUUUUGUUUGAAGGUCACGGGAUGCGUCUCAAAGGAAUAUAUUUUGUAACAACAUCUAAAGUAAUCGACACAUUGAUCGGUAUAUUGAAACAAGUACUGAAGCCAAAGAUAAUAAAACGAAUAAAGGUAUUUAAAACGUGGGAAGAAAUCUAUGAUUUAAUUGGAAGGGAAAUAAUUCCAGCUGAUUUUGGUGGCUAUGAAAAAACGGAAAAAGAGAUACAUGACGAUUGGAUCGAGGCUUUAAGCGACGAGGGUUUCAAGAAAUACUUUCAGGAUAUAAGCUCUGCGAGCACUGUUGAGAGCUGCAGGCCAAAUCUCAUGUUUAGUGAGGAGUACGCUGGUUUGCCCGGCACAUUUCGGCUGCUGAGUGUUGUUUCGACUGCAUCGAGUACGAAUGUAUUUCGUCUAUUUAUAUUUACUUGUGAAAUAAUGGAUUUUAAACCGAAGAAAUCAAUAUUACACUUAUCAAAUGAAUGCAGUGAACUUGGGAUACAAAAUAUUAAUUUAGGAAAAGGUGGUAUGGAAAAAAUUCUAGAAAUCAUAAGAGAAUGGAUUGAAAAACAGCCACACUUCAGAAGCAAAAACUUCAGCACAAACUAUCUUAAAAUGAGCAUUCUCGGGGCGAAAGGAUCAAUAGAGCGAGUCAAAACUUUAUUAGACAAAUCUUGCACUUUGAGAACUUUGCUACCACAUUAUUUUCAAUUUUCGGAUAGGAAAAGUGAUUUAAAAGAACUGUUUGAGAUCGUGACUCCUGUUAUUUUACCCAACUAUUCAAAAGACAACGCAAGAAUAUUCAUAAUGAAAUUCUGGAGUGAUAUUAAGAAAUCAUCACAAAUAACUGAACUGCACAAAAAUUCAAUCCGAAUGAUUGAAUAUAUUAUGCAAGUAGACAAUGUAUCUGCUAUGCAUAUGUGUGUAGAUCUUUUGAAUAUAAAUGUAUUCGAUCUAGUAUCCAAACAAAAUCCAUUUGAACUGAAGGAUGUUGCUACAAUAACUAUGGGAGCAUAUGGAACGAGAGUAAAAGGUGUACAUUGUAUAACAACAUCAAAGUAUGUUGACGCUUUUGUAGCUCUUUUAAAGCAAGUGCUCUCGCCGAAGUUAAUAAGCCGGAUACACGUGUAUAGAACUUGGAGUGAACUGUACGAUGUCCUUGGUAAAGAUGUUAUUCCAAUUGAGUUUGGUGGAAAUGAGAAAUCUAUUAGAGAAAUUCACGAUGACUGGCAAAAUGAACUGUAUUCUGAUGAAUUCAAGAAGCAUCUAGAAGAAAGAAGUAAAAUGUGCACUGAUGAAUCUCUACGGCCAAAGGAUAGGUUUAGUUACGAAUACGCCGGAAUGCCGGGUUCAUUUAGAGCUUUAAGUGUUGAUUAAAUGUUAAUAAUUAUAAUAAAAGUUAAGUUAAUUAGUUGAA
Molecule: messenger RNA, 2003 nt
Organism: Pieris napi
Lineage: Eukaryota; Metazoa; Arthropoda; Insecta; Lepidoptera; Pieridae
Exons: 12
Coding region: 32-1963 (643 amino acids)
Cellular component (GO): membrane
Molecular function (GO): phosphatidylinositol bisphosphate binding
Source: RefSeq, a predicted model, not a curated record